UGCGUUAUUGGAUGUCCAAAAAGAAAAAGUUGUUAGUUAGUUUUUUAAUUUCAUCCAAACCAAAAUAUCAUUUCCAAUCUAAACCAAUAAAACCAACCAACCCAAGCAUUCAAUUCAACACAUCAUCAUCUUGAAGUACUUUCAUCUCCGAUAGUAACGGAAUUCCAACCCAGAAAUCUCUAAAAUACCCUCCAACUUCCCCGACUAUGUUGCAGAGACCCAGACGCCGUUGCGAAGGCACAGCCAUGGGCGCUAUCGUUCUUGAUCUUCGUCCCGGUCUCGGAAUCGGUCCUUUCUCCCUCGGGAUGCCUAUAUGUGAAGCAUUUGCUCAGAUUGAACAGCAACCUAAUUUGUAUGAUGUGGUGCACGUCAAGUAUUUUGACGAGGAACCCCUGAAGUUGGACAUUGUUAUUAGCUUUCCUGAUCAUGGUUUUCAUCUUCGUUUUGAUCCGUGGUCUCAGAGACUGCGCCUUAUUGAAAUAUUUGAUGUAAAGCGGCUUCAAAUGCGCUAUUCUACUUCUUUGAUCGGGGGACCAACAACACUAGCUACUUUUGUUGCCGUUUAUGCACUGUUUGGCCCCACAUACCCAGGGAUUUUUGAUAAGGAUAGAGGCAUUUACACGCUGUUUUACCCGGGGCUUUCCUUUGCAUUUCCUAUUCCGGGUCAGUUUACAGACUGCUGUCAUGAUGGGGGAGUGGAAUUGCCGUUGGAGUUUCCUGAUGGGACAACACCAGUUACAUGCCGCGUUUCUAUAUAUGAUAGUUCCUCUGGUAAGAAGGUCGGCGUGGGGUCUUUAAUGGAUAAGGCUUCUGCUCCUCCAUUACCUACUGGCAGCAUUUACAUGGAAGAGGUCCACGUUAAGCUGGGGGAAGAAUUGUACUUCACUGUUGGCUCCCAACACAUUCCUUUUGGUGCAUCCCCACAGGAUGUGUGGACUGAGCUAGGACGUCCCUGCGGUAUUCAUCAAAAGCAGGUAGAUCAAAUGGUUAUACAUUCUGCCUCUGAUCUUCGGCCACGGACAACUAUCUGUGGAGAUUACUUUUAUAAUUAUUUUACUCGUGGUCUGGACAUCUUAUUUGAUGGGCAGACUCACAAGAUUAAGAAGUUUGUGUUACAUACUAACUACCCCGGUCAUGCUGAUUUUAAUUCUUACAUGAAAUGCAACUUUGUCAUCUAUUGCUCAGAUGCUGUCGGAGGAUCUUUUCAGGAUGUAAAUAACAGCAAACAGAGGGUUAUUACACCUAGCACAAAGUGGGAACAAGUGAAGGAUAUACUUGGGGAUUGUGGGCGAGCUGCAAUUCAGACACAAGGUUCUGCCAGUAACCCAUUUGGUUCUACUCUUGUAUAUGGAUAUCAAAAUAUUGCUUUUGAGCAGGUGAUGAAGAAUGGUUAUAUUGCAACAAUAACUCUCUUCCAGUCAUGAUGAUGGGGCUUUUGGAGUUUGGUUACACUUAGUCUUUCUGCCUAUCAUUCCAAAGGUUUGCGAAGCGUGGUUGCGGAACUUCACAAGGAGUAGCAGGCUUUGUACGUUCACUGUGUAAAAAAUCUGAAUAGUUCAAUCGGCACCAUCGUUAUCGUGUCAAUGGGCUAUGGUAAAUUUGUACAGCUGUGUAAAAAAUUGUACAUAUAAAUCAUGUAAUUAACUGAUAUUGUCUUUGCACAAAGCAAAUACAAUAAAUUCCUAAUGCUUAACUUCCAGAUGGUUUCACUUUGUAAGAUUCUCUUUUACUUU
This is a messenger RNA of Medicago truncatula (barrel medic), 1733 nucleotides long. RefSeq names its product UPF0183 protein At3g51130. Lineage: Eukaryota; Viridiplantae; Streptophyta; Magnoliopsida; Fabales; Fabaceae. The record is from RefSeq and is a predicted model, not a curated record. Bases 207 to 1424 code for a protein of 405 amino acids. The transcript is spliced from 15 exons.